Gasterosteus aculeatus aculeatus (three-spined stickleback) is the source of this 5844-nucleotide messenger RNA. It is a transcript of the gene col28a1a, whose product is annotated as collagen, type XXVIII, alpha 1a. Gene Ontology annotation, cellular component: extracellular matrix. NCBI's taxonomy places the organism in Eukaryota, Metazoa, Chordata, Actinopteri, Perciformes, Gasterosteidae. The record is from RefSeq and is a predicted model, not a curated record. Gene Ontology annotation, molecular function: serine-type endopeptidase inhibitor activity.
AAGUUUUGCCAGAGUCUGUGUUAAGACGGAUGUUUAGCAUGUUUAGCUCACUGUCUAGCAUCAGAAAGCAGCUGGGAAUUUUGACAAAAUUACAGACUAUCAUCCUAUCUUAUUAGCUUAAUUUCACUAUGCAGUUCUUUAUCUUAAUCAAAAGAGAAUUUUUCCCAGAUAUUCUGAAUGUCACCUCAUGUUAGCCUACCAACCUUUGACCACUUGUUAUAUUAACAGGUGUGUUAUUGUGCACCAGUUCACUUCAGAAGACUGUUUAUUCCUAGCAGUAGCAAACUGAUAUGUUAUAAACGUAGAGGAUCUAUGGAGGAAUGUUUUCUCUGGGGUUGCAGGCAACAAGCUCAAUGAUUGGUAACUUCUUGCAGCAAAGAGCAGUGGCAGGUCAAAGACAUAUCCGUGAUUUAUGUGAGGAAUCGGGCGUGAUGCGUCGUCCCGGCCUGUCUAUAUGAGUUAUUGGAGCAGCUAAUUAAGAUUUCUCAUACCGACAUCCUCCAGGUCUCUUGCAGUCACUAAACCUUCUCGGGUUUCACAUUUGGCUCCAUAAAGAUUAGUUUGAGAACAUCCCUUUUUCUCUCCACCACCCUGAUAGAGCCAUAUUUUCAGUCCAACCUCAGAGUACAUGUUCUGUCUUCUUCACCCUACAUUACACCCUGUUAUUGUGUUGACUUUGUCUUGGAUGCUAUCUAGAUAUUCCUUGCAGUGAAAGAUGGCUGGUAGAUGCAAUAACUUGUACAUGCUACCUGCUACUUUUUAAGUUGCACUUAAAAAACAAAUAUCAUUUUGAAAGUGGUGGAAAUAGACUUCAAAGUUCAGUACUUCAAGCUUCUUUUGUCAAUCAUUUUAAAACAAUGAAAUUAAUAGUUACAUGUAAAAAGUGAUGAGCCAUUACUCAUUAACCCGGUGUCCAACAGGCAGAUGUUUUCCAAAAAGACAAGCUCUGACAAACCUACAACAAAGAGAAGGAUACUUUUUUCUCCUGAGCAGUUGGUGGAGACCAAAGCAGAGCCAGAAGGGAGCGAAUGUUACACAUGUUUCCUUUCACAACAUUUAUCACAUGUUUACAACUCUGACUUGGAUGGAUGGAGAGAUUCCCAUAGUUGUGUGGGGGGACAGCUACAACAAUACACAUCUCUCACAUUCAUGAUUACACAAUAAUAGUUGGAAUAAUUUACGUGGUACAGCAAUAGAAUAACACUAGAGAUACUCCUUAACGAUUACCUGAUCAUUUUUCUGUGACUGCAGGAGUUUUACAUCUAAAUGAUUCCUUUUUCUUUCUCUUUGUGCUUUUCGAUGUGUAAAAGGUUCCGCUGUUGUUGCAUUGCCACCUAUUUCAACUGAGUGCGUGAUUAGUGAAAAAACGCUUCAAGCUACGACAGUUUGUCAGAACAAGUAGCCUUCAAAAUAAAAGCAGCUGGCUAUUUGAAGAACUACGAACUGCAUCUUAUAUACUCAUAAUUGCAUGUUGAAAUUAUGGAAGUAUUUUCAUAUGUAAAGUUCUAGGUCCCAACCACUUUUAAAAAAGACGAAAGAUGCAACGUAUUCAUGUGGAGCUUUACUUUGAAGGGGGCCAAUAAGAAGUCUGUUUGUAAUGUGGGAGACUUUCCCCGGUGUACUGUGGCCAUCAGAACGAGGCACGCGUGCUGCUCUCACUAAUGGAUUAAGCCGGGGCUCUUAUUCUCCCAACACACAGGCUAUCGGCUGUACUAAACAAUGACUAUGCGGUGGCUCGAAAAGGUUCUGAUCCUCACAUUGGCCCUAUCAAGUCCAACUACAUGCCAAAAAAGAAAAGGGAAAGGACAAAGAGAUGAUUACCAGGUCAUCAUCAAUGAGGCCAAAACUCUGAUCUGCCCGGUGGAGAUCAUGUUCAUCGUGGACAGCUCAGAGAGGGCCAAAUCUCUGCUAUUUGAGCGUCAGAAAGACUUUGUCCUGCGCUUCAGCACUAAGCUCCUGCAGCUGCAGUCUGCCGGCUGGCGGCUGCGGCUGCGCCUGGCCGCUUUGCAGUACAGCAGCACCGUGUCGGUGGAGCACAACUUCAGGGACUGGCAGGACCUGGACGUCUUUCAGAGCCGUGUGGCCUCCAUGACCUUCAUCGGCCACGGCACUUACACCGCCUACGCCAUCACCAACUCGACCCAAGUAUUUGGCCGCGAGACGUCCUCUAGCAGCCUGAGGGUGGCCCUGUUGAUGACGGAUGGAGUGGACCAUCCACGCAGCCCCAGUGCUGUGACAGCUGCCUCCGAGGCCAAGCGGCUCAACAUCAGGGUGUUCGCCAUCGGGCUGUCGGGCCCGCAGAGGGACGACUCCAUGGGUACGAAGCUAAGAUCCAUAGCCAGCGCCCCCCCGCAGCAGCACAUCCUCAGCCUCGCUGACAGCCAGCUGGAUGACAGGCUCUUCAAUGAACUGAACUCAAUUGUCAAAAUGGGGUGCCCUCCGCCAAAGAACUGUCUGUGUGAGCGGGGGGAGCGGGGUCACCCUGGAAGCACGGGUAAACCAGGCGAGCCGGGGUCUGAUCGAGCUCCGGGUCCAAUGGGAUCUCGUGGGGAACCUGGCAUUAACGGACGUCCAGGAAUGGAGGGCCUUGAGGGUCGAACGGGCAUCGAAGGGGAAAAGGGAGAACAGGGGGAAUGUGGUGCCACUGGUAAACAAGGAGAACAGGGUAGAGAUGGACCCCCUGGCCCCAGAGGCCCUAGAGGAGAGCAGGGAGCGAGGGGAGGACCUGGUGAUCAAGGUCCUGAAGGGCCAUCUGGAUCUAAAGGUGAACGAGGACUGAGAGGUGCAUCUGGACCUCGAGGAGAUAACGGCAUUGGGUUCCCUGGUCCCAAGGGUGACAAGGGGAACCAAGGAAGACCAGGUCCUCCUGGACCAAUGGGUAUUGGGGAACCAGGAGCACCAGGUCCAGCAGGGCCACCAGGGAUGCAAGGAUCACCAGGGUUUCCAGGUGAGGGUCUUCCAGGAUCCAAGGGUGACCGGGGGUAUGAGGGUCCAAAGGGUAGCCGUGGACCUCCAGGAGUUGGGCACAAAGGUGAUAAGGGAAACACAGGAGCCCCUGGGCUGCCUGGCAUGGUGGGGUUCCCUGGGGAAGGAGUGCAAGGAGAAAAGGGGGACCUAGGUCCAGCUGGGCCUUCUGGUCCCAGAGGACCUCCUGGAUUGGGUAUAGUUGGAUCAAAGGGCGACCAGGGUUUUCCAGGAGAGCCGGGACCUCAGGGAGAGAGAGGUGUAGGUGAAAAAGGGCCAAAGGGGGAGCCAGGGUCUGAUGGUACUGCUGGGAUACCAGGCAUUCCUGGUGAGGACGGAGCUGCUGGGCCGAAGGGAGAGAUGGGGUUGCCAGGUCUGCGAGGCCUAGAGGGAGCACAGGGGAAAGGCAUCCAUGGAGAAAAGGGAGAAAGAGGGGACCGAGGGCCAAGGGGACUUCCAGGGUCUCCGGGCCCCGUUGGACCGGCUGGAGCUAAGGGAGAGCCGGGGAGUCCGGGAAUGGUGGGCCUACCUGGAACGGCUGGGCGUGGCUUACCAGGAGCAAAGGGAGAUCCUGGUCCCAUAGGACCAGCUGGACCUGUUGGAGAACCCGGUGUAGGAAUCACUGGGCCGAAGGGUAGCAAAGGAAAUACUGGCCCUUUGGGCCCACCAGGAAUGAAGGGGGAUGGCUUCCCAGGACCACAGGGGCUUCCUGGCUUACCAGGACUGCAAGGAGAAAUGGGACCGGAAGGGAAAGGUCUGCCUGGACCCAAGGGGGACAGAGGCUUGUCGGGUGUGCCGGGGCCAUCUGGUCCUCCAGGGAUUGGACUUUAUGGACCAAAGGGCUCUACAGGGCCGCCUGGUCCACCAGGCCUGUUGGGGCCUCAUGGAGAAGGCAUCCAGGGUCCAAAGGGAGAACCUGGGUUUCAGGGGCCAGUGGGCCCUCGGGGGCCACCAGGGGACGUUCUUCCAGGAGAGAAGGGUAACAGAGGCAGACCUGGAGAUCGGGGAAAGAAAGGAGACAGUGGAAAUGAUGGGGAACCGGGAUCUACUGGACCUAUGGGGAGACCUGGAGAAAAGGGAGAACGAGGACUCACAAGAGAAGAAGUGGUCAGGAUUAUAAGAGAAAUAUGUGCUCUGGAAGGCAAAAUACUGAAUCACAUUUGUGAGCCGGAUGACAGAAUGACAUCUGUACAGAACUCCGAUUCUCCACCUGUGGAAAUACACCCAGCAGAAAGCCACUCCGAGGAGUUCCCAAUUGAGGAAAGUAUCCAACUUGAACUCCCAGUGGAGGCAGCAACCACCCUGAGUCCACAGUUCCAUGUGUCAGGUGCGGCCGACGAGAGCCUGUUUGAUGCUACCCUGUUGGUGGAGCCCAGGGAGCAGCUGACCGACAUCCUGUUUGCCUCCCCAGGGGGCAGGGGGCCGCAGGGCCCCAGGCUGACCUCCAUGGUGGGACCUCAGACGUCGACUGGCCGGCUGCACCAGAUUGAGAUUAAACUGGCUCCGGUCAGCUCUCCUCCAACCACGACAGACUCAUCGCUGACAGGUGAGGGGUGCAGUCAGACUCUGGACCCGGGUUCCUGUCGGCAGUACGUGGUCAAGUGGUACUACGACCCCGAGGCCAACGCCUGCGCUCAGUUCUGGUACGGCGGUUGUCAGGGCAACGGCAACAACUUUGAAACCGAAGCCAGCUGCAGGAGUUCCUGCGUCUACACGUAACGGGCUGUGCUCAGGGAAAAUGGGGCGUGUAUGACCAACAUACUCCAUCACCGUCUCCGAGGGACGGAACAACACCCCCUCUGUGGACUGCUGCAGGUCAUGAGGUCAUAGAGCUCAGGCGUGGGCCUCCUAACAGACUCCCAGGCCACGUUCACACUGCCGGUGCUCCCGCUUCACUUUGAACUGCUGCACAUAUAUCUGCUCUUAUAUGCAUGGUUCAAUAUGCCACCCUGAUGCCACUAAUUUAAAUGUGCCUUUCAUUUGGUUGAUCUGGCUGAUCACACAACUGAAAAUGAAUCAGUAAAUUUUAAUUGUUAAAGCAAGAGUCUGCUUCCUCUGUUUGGAUACCAACCGGAGAGGCAGAUUUUUCAUGCCAGUUUUACCACAAAAUAUUUCAUGUUUAUCUGUGUGAGACAAAUAUGAAAGUGCAUGGAUCUCUUACCAUUUGUCAGAAAGAAAAUAACAGUAUUUUCUAAUAUGAAGCAAUAGUUCUUUUUAUCUAAACAUUAAAAUGGGAAACAGCUUGGGAGACAAACAUAUGUAUAUGAUGAUAUAUACAUUUUUUUAGAAAAACUAAACGUGUUUGAAGUCCUUGCUACUGACAUAAUAAUGGGAAAAAGAUAAUACCAAUUCAGUUAUGUAUAAUAUACUGGGGCAAUGACAUUUUUUGUGUGUGUGUAUUGAAGGUGAGAAGGAUUACUGUUGCCAAACAUGGCAACCAUGGCAACAGCAACAAGGAAACACACGCCAAAGAACACACAUUCUCACCGGUCAUAAAAUCAGCACAUUCCAUCCGCCUGGCAGGACCACGGCUUGUGCUCUCAGUAAUGCAACUUUGUUCUGGAUUAUGGACAGUCAGUUAUGAUAUAUGUGCCAGUAAGAAUAAUGUCAUGACUCUAUAAAGAAAGAACAGGGCGAAACUUCAGAUUUGUGGACCUUUUACCUGACAUGAGAAUAUAGUUGCAAUGUAUAUUGCUGUUACAGUUUAUGGACCUAACAAUGUACAAAACUUUCUUUUUUCUUCUUCUAGGGUACUAAAUUCUCAUGUCUCGCUAUUGUAUUUUUUGGUCACUGUUUGUAGGCGUUUCUCUAAAACAGCAGUGCAUUUAAGGGCAUGUGUACACCUAGGUAUAAUCUGUGUUAUUAAAGCGAUCGAUUGGA